GUUUCUUCCGUUCAACCAUCUAUCAUGCAACAUCGGGAUGGUUUAGCUAUUAUAUUUUACCCCACUUCUCCGUCGAGGAAAUUACUUCAAUUUCAUACUUGGAUAACAGAGUAUGAGUUGAAAUAUCAUCACUCAUUUACAGAAAGCAUCUCUACAACAUCCAUUGCGUCAAUCUCAACUCCUCAGAAAAAUAAGGAGGAAAGAAUACUGGGUAAAGAUGGUUUUAGUAAGGUUCCUCACGAGCUUAUGAUGAUUAUUAUGGAUAAUUUGGAAGCUACCGACAUUCUUUCUUUAUCUAUGGUGAAUAAAAAGCUAAGGGCUCAUACUCAAGAUAAUUAUCUAUGGCGUCAAAUUCUCUUACGAAAUUAUGGAGAGUCCGCAAUAAAGGAUGAGCCAAAGCACACAAGUCGCAAGAUAAUGUGGAAAAGGACAAAACGUAGUAAGCAACCACAAGUAGAGCCAAAUUGGCAGAAAGUCUUCAUGAGAUUAUCAACUGUCAAAGUUUCAACGAAAACUGCAAUUUCACGGGGCAAACCUGGUGCUUAUUAUCGAUAUAGAUAUUUCGAUCAUAAAGCAAAUGAUUUUAGUCGUUACGGUAAUAGGAUUAGACAGAGACAGCGUUCAUAUGAGAUUGAAAUGACCAUAAGUAACGUUCCACCUGGUGUCUACGACAUCAUAUGGCGAAUGAGGAUUGACAAGUUCUCUUGCAGACCAAUCUUAACUUUUUCUACAGAUAUUUGGUUGCGUCAUGAUAUAUACCUAAAUUCUUAUGAAAGAGAAUCCAAGUUCAAAUUUUCUCCUGACCCGGACAAACUCCAGGAAGUAUUUGACAAAGGAUGGUUUCAUUUUCGGUUACCUUACAAGAUUGUAAUUGCUAAGAAGGAUCAAUUUGAUGAUAGAAGAUAUCAAGUGCACACUGGCAUUUCAUGUUACGCCGAAGAUUUACCAAAAUCCAGAUCACUUAAAGGACCUUUUUCCGUUGAUUAUGUAUGUUUACGUCCCCACAUUGCAUAUGACCACGUAGAAAAUCCACCUAUCAUUGAACAUUUAGAAAAUGAUUAUGAAAGUGUAUAUAGCGAUAAUGAAUAUUAUGAUAUACAAAAUAAUACCGAAGAAAAUGUUUUCAAUUCUUUAAAGAGGAAAAAAAAACUGAUCAAAAUUUUAUCUUGUAGUGCUGGUGGUAUGAUUUCCAAUAGGGACAAUUGUUCUUAUGGAAGUGGAAAUCAUCAUCGUAGCACUUUGUAG
Messenger RNA from Cetraspora pellucida, 1245 nucleotides. Lineage: Eukaryota; Fungi; Glomeromycota; Glomeromycetes; Diversisporales; Gigasporaceae. The record is from the annotation of a GenBank genome assembly.